UACAAGCUCUGUUGACCAUUCUAUGAGCCUGUGAUCCGGUCUCCGGCCCGUUCAAUCAUACCACACAGCACCAACUACCAGAUCUUGUUGUAGUCAGCAAGUAGUAGCCAAGCUCCAACAUCGAAACGAGGAAGAGAAGAAUUAACCGAAUUGCAAAAGCCUAAUCUCAGGAUCCAGGAAAGAAAGGGUUUUGACCCUCAAAAGCUCUUUCGAUCUAGCAAGUAUGCACAAUAUGAAGCUUUUCCUUCAUCCAAAUCAGUUCUCAGGUUCAUGCCGAUUCCUUCCUCUACUUCCCACACUGAAACCGUCCAUCUCUCUGGCAAGCUCAAGCUCAAGCUCAAGCUCAAACGGAAUUUGAACGUCAUCAGACUUGAAGAAGCAGAAUGUAUGUCGGAAAACUGUUGGAUGCUUACAAGUGCUGCAGAGAUGUUGAGAAAAAGGAAGCCGAAGACCCACACCUCCGGCGAAAACUACGGGAAUGGUGCGAAUAUUGGAUAACAGUCAUAUUGCUUGAUAUUUUUGGGGAUAUUUUAGAUGAUUUGAUAUCGAGCCUACCAGUAGGUGAGAAAAAGCUGGUCAUUCUCAUCUUUUUAUGUCAUCCCUCAAUCUUGGCAAUCUGGAGAGGGCCCCUCAUUCUACCGCCUUGGAGGAAAGGGGAAGACAUCCAUGUAAUUUUAGAUUGGGUUUUCAAUGUUCAACGUUUGCUGAAACGUGCUAGCGUUGUACUGAGACUCUUAGAGAUUUUCACUGGCCACUACACAAAGGUUGAAAUCAACAAUUUUCAGAUGUUGAAUUUCAAAGCGCUCCUAAGAUAUGUGGCCCAUGUCUAUCGCGCUUAUUGCACAAUUGUGAAGAAAAAUAAAGCCGAGAUUGAAGAACUCCGCCGUUGGUGUAAAUAUUGGAUAAUUAUUGCAAUUCUUGAUGUUUUUGAGGAGGAUUAUGAAAAAGCCUUUUUAUGGUUUCCCAUGUAUCAGCAGAUAAAGCAGGUCUUCUUCUUCGCUUUAAGCUAUUCUGGAGCCAUGGGAGCGGCAUUCAUCUAUGAAGCCAUUGUGGCACCUUACUUUGCAACUCGCAAGGAAGAUGCCAAUUGAAUUAAGGGUAAGAACUUGGGAUAUGGCUGAGGUUUGUUAGUUUUGGACCAAGUGUCCUAAUUUCGACUUUAAAUCAACUGCCCAAAGAACUUAAAUAAAACUACAUUUUGGGGAAAUCACAGUGAAUAUAGUAUCAUAUUCUGAUUUUUAUUUUUCAAUUUUCCUUUAGUCUAGUCUUUCUAUUCAUUCUGAUGUAGCAUAUGAGACAAUUCAAAUUGUAUUGUGUAUGUUACAGAGCUUAAUAUGCUUUCCAGAACAUUUA
Nelumbo nucifera (sacred lotus) is the source of this 1353-nucleotide messenger RNA. RefSeq lists its product as uncharacterized. The record is from RefSeq and is a predicted model, not a curated record. Lineage: Eukaryota; Viridiplantae; Streptophyta; Magnoliopsida; Proteales; Nelumbonaceae.